AUGGCGAUGCUCGUGUAUUAUUUGGUGACUCCUCUAGUUGCAAGCCAAAAAGGCAGAUUUGGAAAGAAGGGAAAGAGAUCUAUCAAUAAGCAUGAGAGACUGCAUCAUGAGAUUGGAAGUAAUAACUCAUAUAUCUCAUGUUACAGGUGGAGCAAGGGAGAGCAGUCUACAGCUUUAGCUACUGCUACUGAUGCGACCUUACAGGAGCUAAAUGAGUGGAAUGUCCGCUAUAGGCAGAAGUUUGGAUUUGUCUUUCUGAUAUUUGCAUCUGGGAGGAGUACCCCAGAGAUACUCGCCGAGAUGAAGAGACGCUACCAAAACAGGCCUAUAGUUGAGUUUGAGCUUGCAGCUCAGGAGCAAAUGAAAGUAACUGAAUUUCGUCUUUCCAAGCUAUUUACAGUUAAUUCUGCUACUGUUUCUCAAAUUCAAACCAAGAAUGCUGCAGAUGUGACAAAAGCUGGAGAAGAUCGGGUGAACGUUAUUGGAGCACACUUGACAGCUGCAAAUGAAGCUUCUGUGGUGAAACCAUGUCAAACUUUUACUAGGACUCGCCCGCCUAUCACAACCCAUGUGCUUGAUUUAGCUCGUGGGUCACCAGCUACUGGAAUUGAAGUACAGUUGGAGAUGUGGAAGAACGAUCAACAACGACCAUUGUUUGGCGAGGCCGAUUUGGGUGGUUGGAUGACCCUAGGGUCUUCAACGACAGAUAAAGAUGGACGAAGUGGUCAGUUGAUAGAUAUGGCCGAUGCUUUGAGUCCGGGGAUGUACAGGAUUAGUUUCAACACCGGAAAAUAUAACCCCGCAGGAUUUUUCCCAUAUGUCUCUAUUGUAUUCGAAGUCAGCGAGUCGCAGAAAUUGGAGCAUUUUCAUGUUCCUCUUCUACUUUCGCCAUUUUCGUUCUCUACUUAUCGUGGAAGUUAAUUAGCUUCAACCCGCAAAUAAAUCUUAGAAUGUAAAAACUUGAAUACUCUCUGGUUCAGAGAAUGUCAUUUAUCAACUUUGGUUUGUGAAUCGAUAUCAUUAUUUCA
Messenger RNA from Olea europaea var. sylvestris, 1028 nucleotides. Its product is annotated as uric acid degradation bifunctional protein TTL. Gene Ontology annotation, biological process: purine nucleobase metabolic process. The transcript has 5 exons. Bases 1 to 921 code for a protein of 306 amino acids. Lineage: Eukaryota; Viridiplantae; Streptophyta; Magnoliopsida; Lamiales; Oleaceae. Gene Ontology annotation, molecular function: hydroxyisourate hydrolase activity. The record is from RefSeq and is a predicted model, not a curated record.